Messenger RNA from Paralichthys olivaceus (Japanese flounder), 2859 nucleotides. The record is from RefSeq and is a predicted model, not a curated record. NCBI's taxonomy places the organism in Eukaryota, Metazoa, Chordata, Actinopteri, Pleuronectiformes, Paralichthyidae.
UCACGUACUGAUAUCCGGCUGUACGCGAUGACGCAUUUUUUGCCUCGUUGGAAGGUGGUUUUGCAGGAAGCGCAGUGACAGCAGCUGAGCAGAGGAAAGCUCAGACACACGGACUCAAGUCAGUCGAUGGUAUUCAGUCUCCUGUCAGUGAACGCAGAUGUCAGUCACUGAGGAUCUUCCAGACAUGGAUGGAACAGACCUGCUGGGUCUGCUGUUCCAAGAUGGAGAGGACGGAUCUACUGAGCCCUUCUUUCCUGAUGGGAACGGGCUCAUCGAAUCCUGGCUGUUUGAACAAGAUAUGCUGACUGGUAUGGACACUGAAGAUUUCCUGUCCAGCUUGUUAGAGGAAGAAGCCAACAUGGGGACCAUCUGUCCCUCUCAUUCUCCCCUGGGCAGCGACAGCGGCAUUUCUGAUGACAGCAGCACUGGAGUUGGAAACACCAAUCUUCUGGGAUGCCCGAGUCCUCAUGGCAGCGAUAGUGAUGUUGUGCCCAGUCCAAGUUACUCACAGCCCAGUCCAGUGCCCUCGGACCCUGCCCUGGUCCCUGGGGAGCAGCGCACGGAGAGCCUGGAGGCCCUAACAGUCCAGACAGAUCACUGCUACUCUCUGCUGCAGAGCGAAGGGAAGGACAUGGAUGUCCUGCAGAGUGUGAGGGCAGAGAGGCCAGAUACAGAUGUCUUCAUUGAUCUGGACGACCUGGUGACUGAGGAAAUGGAGGAGGACAUCACCAGCGAGCUGCCCUGCACUUUGUCCAUUGAGGACUCAACAGAGGAUUCCAUGCUCCUCAACACAGACGAGUUUCAGUUCAAAGACAUUGUUCUCACUGAGGAGGAGAAGCGGCUUUUGGCAAAAGAGGGAGCCACCCUCCCCUCACACAUGCCUCUCACAAAGGCAGAGGAGAGGACCUUAAAGAGGGUCAGGAGGAAGAUCCGCAACAAGCAGUCUGCUCAGGAAAGCCGCAAGAAGAAGAAGGUGUAUGUCGAUGGACUGGAAAACAGGGUUGCCAUCUGUACGGCACACAACUUGGAAUUACAGAAGAAAGUCCAAAUGCUCCACAAACAGAACAUCUCUUUGAUAGAGCAACUGAGGAAACUGCAGUCCAUCGUGAAGAUGUCCACUAUGAAGGCCAGCACUACCAGCACUUGUGUCAUGGUGUUCCUGCUCUCUUUCUGUCUCAUCAUCUUUCCGUCAGUCAAUCCGUUUGGUGGAAACACAGAAAAAAAGGAGAUGUACACACCCUCAUCCAUCAUCUCCCGGACCUUGCGCUCCGUGCCACAAGAAAGCACAGAUGCCAUCUACUACAUGGAGCAUGAAGAGGAAGAGUUUCCCUUCGCUCCCCAGGUUGAGGUGGACAAGAGCAAAGCCAUCUUCGGCAUGAGUCAGAAGAACCACACCCCUGACUACCAAAGGGUGGAGCAACCCGACUCGGAAACUGGCGUCAACAGCAACUCCUCUGCAGACUUCCCCGCCCCUGCUCAGGCCGCGGAGAUGAAGCCGGGCCCGGCUGGAGGAUUAGGGUCUUUACAGGAAGGAGCCAUUGAUGCUGUUGUGCCGUCCACUGUGGCAAAGGAUAACUGGAUAGAGCGGAACCCGCCAUCUGUCAUAUUACCGCAGCACCGCUCCGAUGAGAUGUAGUUUGGAGAUAUUUAUCAUUAUAACCAACAGAGGGAGCCAUACUCCUAAUGUUUUGGGUAGAAGAGGGAAUCUUAUACUAAGAAAAAGGGGGAAGGGAACAAAACAUUUAUCAUAAAGACAUUGGAUCAGUCUGUCCGUCCCUACUCUUCCCCUCUAACAGCCUUGUCUGUGCUACUGUUACUUUUAUUGCACUUUGUUCUGAUUUUCUACCAAUGAUUAAAAAGAACUGGAGAGAUUCCCAUGUUCCAGCAGUGUAAACUACUGAGGAAUAAGAUUGCAGCAGACUUAUGUUGCUGGAGGCCUCUUGCUAAACGCAGAGGCCUCACGUUAGUCUACAAACCAGUGGUGACAACCACAUUAUGUGAACUUGAAAAAAAAUGAUAUAUAUGAAAUUAUAAUGAAGCGGCAGAAACUUAUUCAAGAGGACCGUUACUUGAUUUUUUUCAUUAUUCAACACCAAAUUGAAGGGUGCGACCCUGUGCGUCUGUCUGAUCUCUUCCACCAGAUCCUAACGUACGCCGCUCGAUAAUGACCCUGCCAUCGUAAUUAUCAACAUCCAUUGCUUAGUGUCAGGCAGAUCGCUUGAUUCUCAUGAAGCUUGAUCAAUACAGUUGAUCACCAUAGUGCUUAAAGCCAUUGCAGGACAUUUGGCCAUUUAGAAGACUUGUGAAGUUUUAGUGUUUCCCUUGUAACAAGGGUAUCAUGCACCUUUAGAAAUUUGAAAUGCUUUUUUUUAUAUUCAUGUACAGUAAUGCAAGAAAAUGUUGUCUUCAAAGUUUAGAACAAGACACCGAACCAUUCGACCUUUUAACCCCAGUCCACCCCUACAAUCUCCUGUUUCACAUCAUCGUACAGCUCUUACUUUUUAUGAAUCUGAAAUACGUACAGACUAAGGGGGUUUGAUAUAUAUUUGCUCAGUACUGUGUUGCAGUAAAAAUAUACUUAAAAAUGUAAUGACCUGUUUUGUCAGUGAGGCAUUUUUGUCUUUCUGUGUAUUUAUAUCUCCGGUUACUGUCAGUGAUAAAUGGAAUCUAAGUGGUAUUGAGAGUACUUCUUUUUAGUCAAGAUUGAGAAUUAUAAAUGUUGCUCAUGUUGAACAAAUGCACUGACAUUUGACAGUUAAAGAAUGGAAUGUAAAUAUGCUUUGACUGUAGCUCUUCUGUACAUUUGAACUCAUAAACAUGUCUGGACAUCAAUAAUAAUAAUAAACCUUUUAUAUAUCA